AUGGCGGCUCAAAAUUGGUUGCGGGCGGCGAUUGUGUCGAGUGUCUGCCUCGGCCUCGCUUCUGCCGACGACUGUUCCGGAACCACUACUAUCAGCAGCAAUGCCGACGCAACAUCCUUGGCCGAGGCUUGCAAGACAUACUCGGGAAUCGUUGCUGUCGCUACGGGAGCCUCGGGCGACCUCAGUCUGGAAGUCGAACGCAGCUCGUAUGCGAUCGGCAACACGGGCAUCUCGUCACUCGACGGCGGCGCGUCGGACGCAGUGCUGGAAGACAUCAACGUGUACUCGAACAAGGACCUCGAAGACAUCACCAUCGACUGCACCCACGCCGACAACAUCACCAUCGGUGCGAACAGCGACAAAGCCGACAUCUCGUUCCCCAACCUCAAGGAAGCCGUCGACAUCGAGAUCGCCAACGCGUCGGCCAUCGACCUCUCCGCUCUCGAGUCCCUUCCGCGCGGCGCGCUCCACAUCUACGGCGGCAGCCUGGAGAAGCUGGACCUGGCAGCCUUCACUGAAGUCAGCGACGGCCUCAUCCUGGAAGACCUGCCCAAGCUCACCCAGCUCUCGGCGCCCGAGUUCACCCGCAUCAUGGACCGCGGCGCGCUGACCAUCAGCAACACGGGCCUGACGGAGCUGUCGCUUCCGAAGCUGCAGUUGAUCUACAGCUCGCUGUGGCUGGAGGGAGACUUUGAGAGCGUGGACCUGCCGCUGCUGACGUCGGUGGGAGGCGACAUCUACAUGAAGGGUGCCAAGAGCUUUGACUGCGAUGCCUUCAGCGAGCAGUUCUCCAAGCUGGCCACGGGGGAGCAGACGUUCAAGUGCGUUGCCGGCGACGAUUCGGAUGAGUCGGAUUCCGAGGCCUCGAAGCCUACUGCGUCAUCCUCUUUCAACUCGGCAUCGUCGACGAAGACUGCCGCAAGCAGCAAGUCUGCGGCCGCCACGUCGGGUGCUGCCUCGUCGGGCGCUGCUUCGUCGGGCGCCGCCUCGUCGGCUGCCGCCUCGUCGGCUGCCGCCACUCCUACCAACGCAUCCUCUGCUGCUUCAUCGUUUGGCGUGGGCAUGGCAACGCUCGGAGGUGUUGUCGGCCUUGUUUCUUUCUUUUUGUAG
Molecule: messenger RNA, 1110 nt
Organism: Diplodia corticola
Lineage: Eukaryota; Fungi; Ascomycota; Dothideomycetes; Botryosphaeriales; Botryosphaeriaceae
Product: gpi-anchored cell wall organization protein ecm33
Exons: 2
Coding region: 1-1110 (369 amino acids)
Source: RefSeq, a predicted model, not a curated record